Molecule: messenger RNA, 1683 nt
Organism: Exophiala dermatitidis NIH/UT8656
Lineage: Eukaryota; Fungi; Ascomycota; Eurotiomycetes; Chaetothyriales; Herpotrichiellaceae
Product: glucan endo-1,3-beta-D-glucosidase
Exons: 2
Coding region: 162-1244 (360 amino acids)
Biological process (GO): carbohydrate metabolic process
Molecular function (GO): hydrolase activity, hydrolyzing O-glycosyl compounds
Source: RefSeq, a predicted model, not a curated record
CACAUCUACAACCAUAAUAUUUUUCGCUGGAUCUUAUCUGUUGCCUUCGCAGUAGAAGAGCCGAGUCGCUUGGUAGGGUGCCAGUCACAGCAGCAGCAUUAAGUACCGAAUCGAGUUUUGGCUAUAGAACCAAUCCCCAGAGCAAAUCAAGACCAGCCGUGAUGCCUUUUAAAAGUACCUUCUCAGCAUUCAAGUCCCAACUCAAGGACCUUCAUCAAGAGGGCCAAAGACUGUUCAAUGAACACUCUCAAAAACAGCAACAGCCACCUCCCCAGAACCAACUGCAACAUUCGCAGUCAUACUAUCCUGGUCAGGGUGCCCGCCAGGCGCAGAAUUUCUACCCUGGACAGCAACCUCAGCCUUACUAUCAAGAAGGCCAACAAUAUCAACAACAAGUACCACCACCGGUGCCUCAAAGCACCCGUCCCACUGUUCCAGGGCAGCCGCCAUCCUCACCCGCAGUCUAUUGGCAGCCCCGAUUCGACCCUUCGACGCCAGUCAGUGUUGAAUGGGAGCAUAAACUGGGAAACAACAAUGGCUGGGGCAAUAACGAGAAGCAGCACUACACCGCUGAUAAUGCCAAUUCGUUCUACACCCCAAACCAUCUUCUGGUCCUCCGUGCCAUCUCUCAACCGGCCAACCCCGACCCUUCCAAGAAAUACACCUCGGCUCGACUUGUUUCACGACAACGCCUGGCCCGCCCGCGAGGCAGUCUGAUUGCAACUUUGACACUGCCUUGCGCGAGUGGAAUAUGGCCGGCUUUCUGGCUGCUUCCGUUCGAGCCGUUCACCUGGCCCACGGACGGCGAAGUAGAUAUCGCCGAGACGUGGAAUGGCGAUGGAGUCAAUCAUUCGUGUCUACACUGGGGCUUUUAUACGCCACAGGACAAGGACAAGCACCGCGUCGUCCCGACAUUCGUGCAGGGCAUGCAGCAGGGACGGCCUGUACGUUUUGAAUUUGCGUGGCAACAGGACGAGUCAACUGGUCAAGGUAGACUGUUGUGGUGGAUAGAUGGCCGUGCCGUUAUGAAGGCCCCUAUUCCUCAGGGGACAAGACGCGUGGCUGAUUUUGUGGUCUUGUUGAACAUCGCCAUGGGUGGAAAUGUAUGUCAAGGCCAAGAACCACGUGAGGGCACCUACGAUCUCGUCGUGCAUGAAAUGAAAAUGCAAGAAGAGCCGGAAAUGGGUGGCUGGGCCAGAUUCGACGGUGACUGGAGCUGGGUCCGAGAGGGCGAUACGAUGUGACCUCCGAUCGUGGAAAGAUGGAACAAACAGGGUGAAGCCGUGGUUGGUUUGCGAACCUGCUUACCCUCUGCUUAUAGAACGCAAAUGAAUGAAUGAACGAUUGAAUGAUGAAGUGUGAUGGUACAGUGAUGGAACUUGUCAGUCCAGUUAGACUGAACCCUAAGCAUGACAUGAGCGAGACCACCUGAGCUUGUUCACAUGUCCAACAUUGCCAUCAGCCAUAGGGUCCUGUUUCUAGGUAGGUACGUCGUUGGCUUCUACCGCCUGUCGAACGACUGCCGGUUUCGCCUACGACGUUACAGCCUCUUACAAUUCAACCAAGUCCAAUGUAUCAUUCACGACGUCCAGAAGCAGGCGUCACAGAAUAUGAGCACCCUCGCCAGAAUGAAUCGGCCAAUUCUUCGACGUGUUAGUGUGGGAACCGCAUUGCCGGAUAUAC